AUGAUAAAAAAACUAUUAAGCUCUUUUAAGUUUUUGAACAAUUAACAACUUUAUAAAUUUUCUUCUAAGCCCUUAAAUUAAAUAUUUACUGAACAUCAUCUUAAUGAUUUUUAGGAAAAUGGAGCAACACUUGUUCACAAUGCUGUUACGGAAUAAAUGGUUGAAGAACUUAUUAAUUAGUGCAAAACUAUAAUGAAAAGCAAUAAUUUCAUGGAGAAAAGGGUUUGCUUUAGUAAAGGUGAGUUAGAAGUUGCUUAGAGCUUCAUAAAUUCUGGGGAUCAAAUUGGGUUUUUCUUUGAACCAAAUGUAUUUGAUGAACACAAUAACUUGAAAGUACCAGAAGACCAAGUACUCAAUAAAAUGGGUCAUGCAUUGCAUGACUUAGAUCCAGUAUUCGAAAAGUUUAGCUAUACACCACUUCUAUAAUAUAUUCUAAAAUAGCUUGGAUAUCAGAAACCUUAAUGCAUUCAGAGCAUGUACAUUUUCAAAAACUAAAAAGUUGGAACACCAGUUGCUCCUCAUGCUGAUAAUACAUUUCUGAUGACUAUACCUCAAUCUUCAGCUCUAGGAUUUUGGUUUGCUUUGCACGAUGCAACAAUUGAAAACGGAUGUAUGUGGGGUAUUCCAGGUAGUCACAAAAAUCCAACUACUCACUUUUAUCACAGAAAUGAUACAGGAGAUAAACUAUUCUAUACUGGUAAAGAAAAAUAAUACGAUGCAUCAAAAGCUGUUCCUAUAGAAGUUAAAAGAGGAUCUAUGUUUAUCUUCCAUGGAGAUUAUAUUCACUUAUCUAAACAUAAUUAGUCUAGUCUUCCACGCCAUGCUUAUGCCCUUCAUUUCAUAGAUUCAUAAGGAUAUAAGUGGCACGAAAGGAAUUGGCUAUAACGUCGUCCUCAUUUACCAUUCAGAGAUUAUAAUUAAGUUGUCUCUAAUCUUUAAUCUGGUUCAAGCAUUUAAGCUUGA
Tetrahymena thermophila SB210 is the source of this 963-nucleotide messenger RNA. Its product is annotated as phytanoyl-CoA dioxygenase PhyH. Lineage: Eukaryota; Ciliophora; Oligohymenophorea; Hymenostomatida; Tetrahymenidae. The record is from RefSeq and is a predicted model, not a curated record. The transcript has 2 exons.